UUCCAUCUAAUCACUUUACAUUUUCUAUUUCAGAUCAUGUUCUCCUUCCUCUCCGUCGGUUGGGGCCUACUCGCUGACAUCGAUAUCGAGAGCGAAAGACUACGGGCCAUCGGCUCCCAAAGGUUCGCGAUCUGGGCCGUAGCCAGGCUGGUCGGCCUGAGAAGGUACAGAGGCGUACUGAGCUACGCGAAAAUAAAGGAUGUGAGCAAUCUACCCAAGCCGAAGCAACCGUUCACCCUGAGCCACAGCAUAAGCCAGGACGGCGCGCUCGAUUCCCCCGACGCGGAAGCGUUUAUCGACUGCGACGACCACGCGGAAGUGUUCACGAGCGCCGUGAACGGUAAGCAUCAGAGAGUAGAUUCAUGGUACUCCGUCAAUUCGCGUCGGAGCGCGUUUUACAGCACACGCGGGUCUGAGUACCACAGCGUCACCAGCGAAGGCUCCGAGAUGCGGUCGCCGGUUCACGCCUGCAUGCACGGGCCCGCGUCGCAUCUGCCGUCGCUCAUGUCACAACUGCCCUCCCACUGGGUGCACGAGGAGGGCGAAUUCGUAUUGGUCCACGUGUCAUAUCAGUCCUACAUCGGCGAGGACUUCUUCUUCGCCCCGCGGUCGCAGCUGUCCGACGGCGUGAUGUGGAUGCUCAUAAUCAAGUCGGGGGUCAGGCGCUCGCAGCUCCUGUCGUUCCUCUUGAACGCCGAGAGCGGAACGCACGCGGAGAUCGACAGCGAAUACAUCAAAAUGGUCCCCGUCAGCGCAUUUAGAAUAGUUCCUGAAGGGUCGGAGGGUAACCUCGCGGUCGACGGCGAGGUCGUCGAGUACGGCCCCAUCCAAGCCGAAAUAUUCCCUAACAUAGUUAAUGUACUGGUCCCGGAUACUAAAUAACGAAUAACUCCAAACCGUUUUAUUUAAUUAAACGCGGAUUAUUCUCAAACCGUCUGAUUUAGUUAGUUGAAACAAAACCGAGCCGACUAAAGUGCAAAUGUGCAAUAAGACGGAAAUAUCAUUUCAGGUGUAAAAUUAUGGUUGUGCCAGAUGAUAUCUAAAUUAUCUAUUUACCAAAGUAAUCGCAAUAUCACAGAAUUGAAUUUAUCAUUCCUUAUAUGUGAUUAUUUUAGAUUUAAAUUACAAUAUCAACAAAAUUAUUCGUUAAUUGGUUCAAUAAUUAUAUGAAUGUGAUAAUAAUUUUGUAAGUUAUUUAGUUUUCGAAAAUAUUUGUUUAGUAAACUAGUCAAGCUUUGAAAGGUUUUUAAUAUGAAGAAGUGCCAAAUAUUUUGCACUAUAAAGUAUUCACUUGUUGACAUAUUAUGUUUACAAAAUUAGGAAUUGAUUGUGUACGUAUGGGUAUUUGCUCAAGCGGGACAUAAUAUGAGUACAUUAUUCCUACUUGUUAUUAACUAAUUUAUUAAACAGUAGCUUGAAGCAAUAAAUUUACAUUACAAUUGAUUUAAUACUUUGGAUGAGCCUUUAAACUCUUAAACUUGCCGCUAAGAAAUAAUAUUUAUGUUAGUUUGAAUUUAGUUUUAUGUAUAGUGGGUUGGGUCCAUUUUUAGUACUUAUGACUAAGUAUUGCCUGGCAUCGUCAGGUUGGUCCCGUGGGGUGUAACAGCAGUUUUAUUUUAAAGUAUGGUGAUUUUGGUCGGGCUAUAACUAGCAGUAUUAAUUAAUAUGAUAAUAGACAAUUAUUUUUAAUCCUUCUGUGAUAAUUCAUGAUUUCUGCCAUAAAGUCCAUUUGCAAGUA
Messenger RNA from Ostrinia furnacalis (Asian corn borer), 1738 nucleotides. Its product is annotated as sphingosine kinase 1-like. Gene Ontology annotation, cellular component: cytoplasm; intracellular membrane-bounded organelle; membrane. Gene Ontology annotation, biological process: sphingosine biosynthetic process; phosphorylation. Lineage: Eukaryota; Metazoa; Arthropoda; Insecta; Lepidoptera; Crambidae. The record is from RefSeq and is a predicted model, not a curated record. The transcript has a single exon. Bases 37 to 882 code for a protein of 281 amino acids.